Molecule: messenger RNA, 4313 nt
Organism: Meriones unguiculatus (Mongolian gerbil)
Lineage: Eukaryota; Metazoa; Chordata; Mammalia; Rodentia; Muridae
Gene: Dcun1d4
Product: defective in cullin neddylation 1 domain containing 4
Exons: 12
Coding region: 405-1103 (232 amino acids)
Biological process (GO): positive regulation of ubiquitin-protein transferase activity; protein neddylation
Cellular component (GO): ubiquitin ligase complex
Molecular function (GO): cullin family protein binding; ubiquitin-like protein binding; ubiquitin conjugating enzyme binding
Source: RefSeq, a predicted model, not a curated record
UGCUGCGAGCUAAGGUUUGGGAGUCGGUGGGGGGACCGCGAGUGGAGCGCGGGAGCCCGGGCGGCAAGCGAGUGUGAGCUGCCCGAAAAUGCACUCGGAUGCUGCAGCUGUCAGGAAUGCAGGUUGGCUGCUGGCAGGAUUUCACAGCCACUGCAGAGUUUUCUUUUUUUACGUUAGAGGUGACAGGAACUCCCAUGACUUGUAGCAUUUGGUUGGAGAAUUGACCUUAUCGUCAGAAUGAUGCCUGGGACUUUCAGCUGAACUCUCAUCUCUCAACACUGGCAAACAUUCAUAAGAUCUACCAUACCCUUAACAAGCUAAAUCUGACAGAAGACGUUGGCCAAGACGAUCACCAAACAGGAAGCCUGCGGUCUUGCAGUUCUUCGGACUGCUUUAGUAAAGUGAUGCCACCAAGGAAGAAGAGGAGACCUGCCUCCGGGGAUGAUUUAUCCGCCAAGAAAAGCAGGCACGACAGCAUGUACAGGAAGUACGAGUCGAGUAGGAUAAAGACUGAAGAAGAGGCCUUCUCUAGUAAGCGCUGCCUGGAGUGGUUUUAUGAAUACGCAGGCACGGAUGACGUGGUGGGUCCUGAAGGCAUGGAGAAAUUCUGUGAAGAUAUUGGUGUUGAACCAGAAAAUGUAGUUAUGCUUGUCCUAGCUUGGAAAUUGGAUGCACAAAACAUGGGCUAUUUUACUCUACAGGAGUGGCUGAAAGGAAUGACCUCUCUACAAUGUGAUACAACAGAAAAACUCAGAACUACUUUGGAUUACUUAAGAUCAUUAUUAAACGAUACAGCAAACUUUAAGCUCAUUUACAGAUACGCGUUUGACUUCGCACGGGAAAAGGACCAGCGCAGCCUAGACAUAAACACUGCCAAGUGCAUGUUGGGACUGUUACUAGGAAAAAUCUGGCCCCUUUUUCCAGUUUUUCACCAAUUCUUAGAGCAAUCAAAAUACAAAGUGAUAAACAAAGACCAGUGGUGCAAUGUGCUAGAGUUCAGCAGAACAAUUAGCCUCGACCUCAGUAACUAUGACGAAGACGGAGCAUGGCCAGUUUUGUUGGACGAAUUUGUGGAAUGGUAUAAGGACAAGCAGAUGUCCUAGGAGCUCGUGCAUAGCAGCGAGAGAGUCACUGUUACCAAGGUUAUGUCACCCAUUAGCCAUAAACUGCUGUUUGUACCGAAGCGCAUGCUGCUUUUCUUGCACUGUCUCCCUCUCGGAGGGGUGUCUUGGUGUUUGCUGUUGAAUGGGCCGCUCUGCUUGCUGUGUAGCAUUGUUCUCUUGGAGGCUGCUCUGCAGUUCGUUUUCACACUACAGAUUGGUGAAUCUGCCAACGUCCUCACUGUGACUAUGUGUAUAUUGCUGUUUAAAUUUUGUAUAUGUGUAUAAAAUGAAAAGCUUCACCUAGAGAUUAUUUCUGCAAAAAUGUAUUGUAAAAAUAAUUUUGUGGCAUAUUUCUAGUCCCCCCCCCUUUAUUUUUAUUUUUUUUUUCAAAUGAACUAGUUACACUUUUUUAUUUGGUCUCAAAUGUAGCAUUUCAGAAAACAUAAGGGUUUCCAUGUGCAAAUAUUGCCAGGAUUAACCUCACCAGUGGCUUAGGAGGCUAACUUCUGGAAGAAGUAGGAGCCGCAGCUUACAGUGGCAAAAGCCAAGUAAGGCUUGGUUUCCUUGUCAGCUUUGGUGUUUUAAAGUGACAAACGUUAGAAUUACUGGAGCACGCAGACACAUAACAUGCUACAAAGCACUUCUAACACAAAGGUACAGGUUUAUAGGCCCCCCACCCACCCCUCUUCUUCUUUCAGUGUUAACACUGUCGGUAGCUUGACCGUCCGUACAAGUGAACAAAUUAAAAUCGCUCCUGAUUUUAAAUUGAAGCUUAAGUUUCCAUAAACCUUUCUCUGUCCGCCCUUCGUGUCCCUCCAUCAGGGUUGGGUCUGCUGACGCUGUCUGUACCGCCGUAAGUACACUGUCCUCUGCUACCCCAUGAGCCUGCUCCUCUGCCGGCCGUAUAACUGCGAAGCACUUUCGGCUGUGGCUUGAGUUUUUAGUUACUCUUUCAUGGUGUCUGAAAUCUCCCAAGGUUUUUGUUUGUUUGUUUGUUUGUUUAGUUUUGUUUUUUUUUUAAAGACCACAAGUGAGAGGUGUUUUGUUUUUCUGUCUUUGUUUCUUCCGUGCUAGGCUUUUCCUGGCAACAUGUCCAUUGCAGGCAGUGGACUGGAAACCACCAGCAUUGAGCUAACCCUGUUCACAUUGGGACCUUUCCCAGAGGGGCCGCUUGUCAUUCCCUGAGUCACAUGUACAGAAGGGUAAUAGCCAUUGAGCGGGUGAGAGAACCAGAGCAAACACAGUGGUGUUUCUGGGUUUGUAUUUUAUGUCUUAUUUCUUAAGAUUUUUAUUUGUUUGCCUUGCCCCUCUUGAGGAAGUGUGUAGAUGACAGGUUUUCCCGACUAUUUGGUGCUAUGAAUCACUCAGUGUCUGUAGCUUGUGAAAACACGUGUAAGAUUGCCGGGUGAAUAGUGUCAUGGGGUUAGAUCUGUGCCUGCCUAGACAGGUAAUGACUGGAAGAUGUUGAGAUUAUCGGCCAAAAAAAAAAAAAAAAAAAAAAAACCCUAAAAUCUUCUACAUCAAAUGUGAACCUUUAAAUGGCAUUAAAGGAGUGAAGCACACAGACAAUGCUACCCUUGACCACUGUUUUACAGUUUCUUUUCAAAGUACUGCAAUUGUCAUAUUAUUUCUUUUCCUGACUGAACCACCAAAGACAGAAAUGUUGUGUGUAUAUAUUGUGUGCGUGCAUCUACAAAAUCAUGAUGUGGUAGAAUGCAGCUACUUGCCUUUUCCUACCAAAUAAUGAGAUUUGGUUUGCUGUGAAAUAAACCGGAAGUCUAAAAACCAACCACUCAAUGUUGCUUUAGCACACUUACUCAUCCUUUGCCUGUAGUUUGACUUAUAAAUUACUAUCUGACCACGAUGUAAACUUUCUGGAAAGCCACGGCUACGGAGACGGCUGUGUAAACGGAGUUCAGUGCAUACAGGUGUGUGACAGUGGGGACUGGCUAAAGGCAGGCUCAGCUCCGUGGAGAACGACCCCUUGUCACGUGUGCCCAAGGUUAAAGAAUCCCUCUCUCAGGGUGACUGCUCUUGAGUUGGAUCAGCUGUCGAGCACCUCAGUGCAAAGAGGAACCAUAGAUGGAAUUCUUUUAAGCGUUGCUUGAGAGCCUGGAGAACGUUCUAAACACUAAGCACAGUGAAUCUGCGAGUAAAGGGUUGUUAGCAGGGUGAGGAAUUUCAUUUCAUCCACAGUGAGCAUUUUGAUGAUAGAGACUCAAGUAAAACCACCGUGGUGUCGAGUGUGGAAGUCAGCAUUCCAGAGGGGAAAAAUCAACAUUUAAAACUCCAAAUAAUCUCGAAACUGCCUCACGAAAUGAACCGCUGUGACUGCUGCUUGCCCCUGGUCUUCUCAAUUUUACGGAGCUACUUUUAAGGGGAGUCAUAAUACCAAGUACCAAGACACCCUUUUCUUGAAGAAUUAAUUGCCAGGUUGCGAAAGUUGAACGAUCACCAAGAGCACUUACGGCCAUUGCUGGAAGACAUCAGGGCGCCUUCGGUUCCCCCACACCUGAGCUACAUCCGCCCUUCCUCUCCUCGUUUCCGUGCAUUUUCAGCGCCCUCUCCUCCUGUUGGGGAGCGCAACUCUUAGGUGUUUACACUCCUGCACUAGGUAGACGCUCUCUGGCAACAUUUGCUAGAUACCCAUGGUAGCCUUAGGCGCGCCUCUUUCGAAGCAUGAACUCCGAGUUCAGUAUUUAUAAGUCUAAUUAGACGAACCUCUAGAUUCUGUUUUAACAGAUUUCUGUUGCCUCUGAGUCGUCCUCCUAACCAUACUUUUGAAGUUUAUACAGAAAGCUUUAAGAGUUUAGUUUAUGCCCUUGGUUUUUAUUUUUACAACUGCUAAAAUACCUCUGUAAGCCUUAUCCUUUAUCCUUUCAUAUGUUGUAUAAAAUUGUAUAGAAUUCAUUGACCAACUGAAAUGUUGUGUAUCUGUAAAUGAGACCAAAAUGUGGGUUGCUUUGUUCAUAAAAUAAUUUCUAUUGGGCGUUGCUGUGAAAUGAACAGUAGCCAGCCUAUAACUGUGAAUGCCUUGUGUCCUCAGUAUUUGCAUUACAUUCAUAAAAGUGUGCAAGUCCUGUGACUCCCAGCUUAACUAAAAUACUGUUAUGCCACCUAACUGAGCACAGCAAACUGGUUUAGGUUUUAAUGGAAUUAAUGUAAAAUGAUAUCCCAUAAAUAAACAGAUAUUUGUGUUUGGUUUCAGAA